This is a messenger RNA of Cornus florida, 1501 nucleotides long. Its product is annotated as nuclear pore complex protein NUP43. Gene Ontology annotation, molecular function: protein binding. Gene Ontology annotation, cellular component: nuclear pore outer ring. The record is from RefSeq and is a predicted model, not a curated record. Lineage: Eukaryota; Viridiplantae; Streptophyta; Magnoliopsida; Cornales; Cornaceae. The coding region runs from base 211 to 1266 and encodes 351 amino acids. The transcript is spliced from 5 exons.
CAGCUGCCUCAAGCUAAAUCUCCGGUGCCAAAAAAAAAAUAUUCCAUUGUGGAUUGGGGUUCGACGAACUUCGAAUUAUUAACGUUUGGUUGAAUCUGGGUUGACCCAAGCCGGCCGUUGCACUUCCAAAUAGAUUCGUCUCCCACCUUGUCUUGCCUUUUCAAAACAACAGCCACUAUUAUCUUUCCCAAACCCUCUAAAACCCUAACAAUGGCGGUGUCUGGAGCCGAGCAGACCCUCAAGGUCCACAGACUCCCACAAUCCAAGUACAUCGACGCUCUCCGCUGGCUUCCGCCGAUAUCCGCCUUUGAUCGCUUCGUCGUGCUAGCCGUGUUUGACUCCGAUUCCGACGCUUCCUCGGUCGAUAUUCAUGCUCUAAAUCGAUCAAACCCCCCAAAUUUGACCCUCCAAUCUUCAUGGUCCUCACCCUCAAGAAUUUCAUCGCUCAGAGUCUCUCACGGCCUCCACAAACCCCUUCUUGCCGCGUCAACCUUUGCGGGUUCGCUUCACGUGCUGUUCACCGAUUCGGUGGAUGCGUCGCUUGAAUUGGAGAUAUCAGCGCCCGAGAAAUCGUUGCACGUUGGACCCAUUUCGUGUAUCGAUUUGCAGCAGAGUGGUUCUGAGUGUGUUACUGUUGGGGAAGAUGGGAGGGUGAAUUUGGUUAGUAUUGGUGGUUCGGGUUUGAAUUAUCGUCGGGUUUCUGAUAGUAAAGGGUUGGUGUCGUAUACAGCAGCGAAGUGGGCGUCUCCGACAGAGUUUGUGACGGGUGGAUUGGGGUUUAGUCUCCAGUGGUGGGAUCAGAGGAAGCCUGGAGGACCAGUUUCUCAGUUCAAGGGUGACUGGUCUCAAGGAACUACUGGGAUUGUGCACAGCAUUGAUAUUCAUCCAUCAAGAAAGCACACUUGUUUGGCAGGAGGUUCUUCUGGUACUGUAUUUGCAUGGGAUAUUCGGUGGCAACAGCAGCCGAUAAUUCUUUCUGGGGUUGCAGCUGGUGGCGCAAUGGCCAAUUCACUCGCUGAAAGUGAAGUGUGGGAAGUACAGUAUACACACUCUGCAAAUGUUGGAAACAUCUCAUCCUCCCGGAUCUUACCUGUUAUGAUCUGCUCAGAAGAUGGGAUCCUCGCUGUUGUUGAACAAGGUGAGGAACCCAUUGAGCUCUUGGCUGAACCCUGUGCCAUCAACAGCUUUGACAUUGACCAACAAAACCCCUCGGAUGUGAUAUGCAGUUUGGAAUGGGAGUCUAUAGCUAUCCUGACGAGGCCAUAACUUCUGGAAUGGAUGUGAAGAACUCGGGCAUCAAUAGGAAUGCUGGCUGUAUCUUUUUCGUUGUCCCAACUCAAGUAGAAUGAUAUGGAGUCAUUGAAGGUGUCAUGGCUUCUGGGAAUGGGCAGAUAAUUUGUAGUGAUAUUGUACAAGAAAAUGCUUGCGAUAAAGCUUGUAGACAAACUCUUGUUCGAAGCACAUAUGGUGUUUAUAAAAACUAUGUAGGUCAAACUGAAUU